UGGCGGAACAAAGUUACUGUUCGCUGUGGGAGGAGGGUUGUUUUCAAGUUACACACACUAUCAGCGAGAAUCCUGUCAACAAACUUAGAGAGUGGGAUUUAGUACGUUUAUUAAAUGGACAUUUCUUGACAGGUGCCCGAUUAUCUUGAGCAAAACGCUUCCCUGCAGCGUAUUCACCAAGAACAGCAUAAAUGUCCUCUGAGCUCUGACCUCUGGAACCUCCGGCUUUGACCCGGCUUUAUCCUUUGUGGUGAGGUCAUGACUACCAUCAACAUCACCAGAGACGUCCUACAUAGGCAGAUCAGGGACAAGAGAGCACCAGGCUUCCAAAGGAUUUAUCAUGUGACUGACCCUUUCAUCAAGAGACUUGGACUUGAGGCAGAGCUUCAGGGCCAUACUGGUUGUGUGAACUGCUUGGAAUGGAAUGAACGAGGAGAUCUGCUGGCCUCGGGCUCAGAUGAUCAACAUGCUAUCGUUUGGGAUCCAUUCCGACACAAAAAACUUACUACUAUGCACACAGGCCAUGCAGCGAAUAUUUUCUCUGUAAAGUUCCUCCCUCACUCGGGAGACAGAAUUUUGGUGACAGGUGCUGCCGACACAAAGGUCCACGUGCACGACUUGACGGUGAAGGAAACCAUACACAUGUUUUCUGACCAUACAAACAGAGUCAAACGCAUCGCCACAGCACCCAUGUGGCCUAACACUUUCUGGAGCGCUGCAGAGGAUGGCAUCAUCAGGCAAUACGAUUUGAGGGAGAACAGUAAACGUUCAGAGGUACUAAUUGACCUGACGGAGUUCUGCGGUCAGCUGGUUGAAGCCAAAUGUUUGGCUGUCAAUCCCAGAGACAACAACUACUUGGCAGUGGGGGCCAAUGGGCCUUUUGUCCGCCUGUAUGACAUAAGAAUGAUUCAUAACUAUAGGAAAUCUAUGAGUCAGAGCACAUCAGCUGCUGUGCACACAUUCUGUGAAAGCCAGAAGCCCAUUCCAGACGGAGCUGGACAGUAUUAUGUUGCAGGGCACCUACCGGUGAAACUCCCUGACUACAACAACCGCUUGAGGGUGCUGGUGGCAACCUAUGUCACCUUCAGUCCCGAUGGCACUGAGCUUCUCGUUAACAUGGGAGGGGAACAGGUUUAUUUAUUUGACCUGACAUUUAAGCAGAGGCCAUAUACCUUCUUACUUCCAAAAAGGUGUCAGUCAUCAACAGGUGAAGUGAAAAAUGGAAAGACAACCAAUGGUGUAUCCAAUGGAAUUCACUUGGCAACCAGCCAUAUUCGAUUUGCCGGAAGCGCAAUGUACUCCAGUUCCACAGAACUUCCUCCUCAUUUGGAGAAGAUAAAGCAACAAGCUAAUGAUGCAUUUGCACAGCAGCAGUGGACUCAGGCCAUCCAGCUCUACAGUUUAGUCAUCCGUCAGGCCAGCUGCAAUGCCAUGCUGUACGGGAACCGGGCUGCAGCCUACAUGAAGCGCAAGUGGGACGGUGACCAUUAUGAUGCCCUCAGAGACUGCCUGAAAGCUCUGAAUCUCAACCCGGGGCAUUUGAAGGCUCAUUUCAGGCUGGCACGGUGUCUGUUUGAGCUGAAGUAUGUGGCAGAAGCUCUGGAGUGUCUGGAUGAUUUUAAGGGGAAGUUUCCAGAGCAGGCACACAGCAGUGCAUGUGAUGCUUUGGAUAAAGAUAUCAAGGCCGCUCUCUUCACCAAGACAGAGUCAGCAGAAGAUAAGAAGUCCAACAGUUCCAUUCGCUUCCAUUCGUUCAGUCGGAAGGAGUCCAUUCCUGAAGACGAGCUGGUGUUGAGGGAGCGAAGCUUUGACUACAAGCACCGAUACUGUGGUCACUGCAACACCACCACCGAUAUCAAAGAGGCUAACUUCUUUGGAAGCAAAGGCCAGUACAUUGUCAGCGGUUCAGAUGAUGGCUCCUUCUUUAUCUGGGAAAAGGAAACAACUAAUUUGGUGAGAAUUCUACAGGGGGAUGAGUCCAUAGUCAACUGCCUCCAACCCCAUCCCUCCUACUGCUUCCUGGCUACAAGUGGCAUUGAUCCUGUGGUCCGGCUGUGGACCCCCAGGCCAGAGACUGAGAAUGAGAACGGGCGAGUGGUGGAGGACAUGGAAGGUGCCGCGCAGGCCAACCAGAGGCGUAUGAACGCUGACCCCCUGGAGGUAAUGCUGCUCAACAUGGGUUAUCGCAUCACAGGCCUGCGUGGCGUCGUUCCAGAUGGUUCUGAUGACGAGGACAGCUCAGAGGGACAAGUGCAGUGUCGGCCAAGCUAAAAACAACAACAAAAAAGAUGACAUAAAUCGUUAGCCAUUCUGUAGGUUGGAGGUAGGAAGAAAAUUGCUCUCCAGGCUCCUCUUUGAACUGUAAUUUCCCCGGUCUGACAGAAACAUUGAGUGAAUGUCAUGUCACAUCUCUGCACUAUGCAUCACCCUCCUCUGUCCUGCAAGAGGACUCGUGGAGACAACUUUUGGGGAGGCAGAGGAUUUCACCGAGGGAAGAGGAGAUGCCAGCUCGCUCCUUCCAUGCACCGGCACCACCUCUGCCCAUUCCUCUGCGGUCCUCGGGGGGUUGGGAGGGGGCACAUUUGACAUAACUCCCCAGCGUCUCAAAAAGGAGGAGGAGGAGGAGUUCAGCACUUAACCUUCUUCAGGUUUAAGUUGAAGACACACUGAAGGAGCAGCCCACUGUCUGGCGACCUAUUUUCAGGUCUGUCUCUCCACAUGCUCGCCAUGUUCUCCGUGGAGGACGAACACGGCGCGUCGUCGUGUAUUCUGUCUGCUCUACAGAUGGAGGAGUGUCGGUGGUCGCUCUUCUCUGAAAGGCUGCACACCCACAUCUUUAUUUCUGCCUCAGACUUGCUCAUGUCUCACGGGAAGGCAACACUUUAAAUUGUCACUUUGGGGGAAAUUUCCAGGUGUUUGGGCAGUGACGAAUCAUGUUAAGAGUAAAGCCUUUGAUAAGAUCACAUUGCUGCUUCUUCCAAAGGAUGUCAUCUGUCAUUUCAUUGGCCAAGGAUUAAUGUUUAGUGUUCUCUGUUUCAGGGAAACAGGAUUUUGUCGUAUUAUAGUUUCAAAGUUUUAUUUCACUAUGUUGAUAAUAUUAACAAAAUGUUACCAAGAAAAUAUCAAUGAAUGCUUAAUUUUAUAAUAGACUUCAUUUUAAAGUCCCAUUGUUCACAAAAUGUUGAGAUGUAGUUUGGCGUGGAUUGUCAGUGUGAAACCUUUCAGGCGUGGACGGGGCACUUGGUCCAGCUGGGGGAGCAGUUCCAGUUUUUUCGUGGAACUGUUCUGUUUGUUGGCGAUGACGGGGCUUUGCUCUGACAGCUAUGUGGUUCUGGCUGGAGUUCUUUGCUGUAGUCAGACCUUCAGCCCUGCUUGCACGUGGCUUGUUUGGCCAUAGCACUAGAUAAGAGAGUUGGAGCCACACAUUCUGCGCUCAGAAACCAACUCAUUGGGCUUUCUUUGCCCACAGCUAUGGUAAAUUUAAAGAAUGGGUCUUCAACAACAUGCAACAUGAGGCUUCCAUGUGUUUUGCUUUAACUCAUUUGAGAUACUCUGUUUUCUUUAAGGAAUUCUGCAAUUGCCUUUCAUGCAAAAAAAAGGAAAGAAUAAAAUAAUUUAACACC
Thalassophryne amazonica is the source of this 3623-nucleotide messenger RNA. RefSeq names its product WD and tetratricopeptide repeats 1 (gene wdtc1). Gene Ontology annotation, molecular function: protein binding. Bases 259 to 2271 code for a protein of 670 amino acids. The transcript is spliced from 16 exons. Gene Ontology annotation, cellular component: cytoplasm; Cul4-RING E3 ubiquitin ligase complex. Lineage: Eukaryota; Metazoa; Chordata; Actinopteri; Batrachoidiformes; Batrachoididae. Gene Ontology annotation, biological process: negative regulation of fatty acid biosynthetic process. The record is from RefSeq and is a predicted model, not a curated record.